This is a messenger RNA of Trichogramma pretiosum, 1614 nucleotides long. RefSeq names its product allantoinase. Gene Ontology annotation, biological process: purine nucleobase catabolic process; allantoin catabolic process. The record is from RefSeq and is a predicted model, not a curated record. Gene Ontology annotation, molecular function: cobalt ion binding; zinc ion binding; allantoinase activity. Gene Ontology annotation, cellular component: cytoplasm. The transcript is spliced from 10 exons. NCBI's taxonomy places the organism in Eukaryota, Metazoa, Arthropoda, Insecta, Hymenoptera, Trichogrammatidae. The coding region runs from base 97 to 1476 and encodes 459 amino acids.
UUCCGCAUCUGCUCGCAUUGAAUCGCAGUCGAUAUCGAGCUUUACAGAAAACAGUUACAAAUACGAGUUUACUAAUAAACUGAACAUAUUUUCGAAAUGCAGAAAAUAUUUAUUUCCAAGCGGACAAUUUUACCUGAUGGUAUAAAACCAUCGGCAAUAGUAGUUACGAACGGCAAAAUAAAAGAAAUAAUUUCCCUCGAUAGUGUUGAAAAAAUAUUCGAAGAACUAAAAAAAUAUGAAGGAGUUACGAUUGAAGAUUUCGGAAAUCUGGUUCUAAUGCCGGGCAUAGUCGAUUCUCAUGUGCACGUAAGUGAACCUGGUCGAACGGAAUGGGAAGGUUAUUGGACUGCAACACAGGCUGCUGCUGCCGGUGGUGUCACAACUAUUGUAGAUAUGCCAUUGAACGCAAGUCCUCCUACUACUACGGUUGAAAAUCUGAAAUUAAAAGUUCGUGAAGCGCAAAAGAAAUCAUUUGUAGAUGUUGCAUUUUGGGGUGGUAUAGUUCCAGAUAAUCAGAAUCAUUUGAAGGCUCUAGUAAACGCUGGAGUUGUUGGUUUCAAAAGUUUUUUGCACCCAAGUGGAACCGAUGAUUUUAAACAUGUUAGCAAUGAUGAUGUUACAAAAGCUGUGACUGCACUUGAAGGCUGCAAUGUUGUUUUGGCCUUUCAUGCAGAGCGGGAGUGCAAAGCUGUAUUAGAAAAUAACGAAGAAGAUCCUUACGAGUAUGCCACAUACUUGAAAACAAGACCAGCACACAUGGAAGUUGAUGCCAUAAGUUUUGUGAAGGACAUUUGUUCGAUUUACAAAUGCCGUUGCCACAUUGUGCAUCUUUCGGCAAAAGAGGGUCUUAAUCUCGUAAGAGAAGCUAAAAAUCAAGGAUUACCUUUGACCGUCGAAACAUGUUUCCACUACCUUUCUCUGACUGCCGAACAGAUUCCUCGUGGUGCUGUAGAAUACAAAUGUUGUCCACCCAUUAGAGAUGCUCAUAAUAAAGAAAAACUAUGGGAUGCUUUGAAAGAUGAAACUUUAGAUAUGGUGGUUUCAGAUCACUCGCCUUGCACCGCUGAUUUAAAAGGCGACGGAAACUUUUUACAAGCCUGGGGUGGAGUUUCCUCACUUCAGUUUGGUCUUUCUGUAUUAUGGACCGAGGCCCGUACGAGAAAUUUCAGUUUCCAGGAUAUCGCUCGAGUACUUUGUUCUAGUCCAGCUAAAAUGUGUGGAUUGGAUAAUGUCAAAGGAUGUUUGAAAGUCGGUGUCGACGCCGAUUUCGUUGUUUGGAAUCCCGAAGAAACGAUUGAGAUUAAAAAAUCUGGUAUUUUCUUUAAAAAUAAGAUGAGUCCGUACUUGAAUAAGGAGUUUUAUGGAAAAGUGUACACCACAAUCGUUCGAGGCAAUGUCGUCUAUCAGGAUGGAAAAUUCAGCAAUAAACCACUUGGAAAGCUGUUAUUACCCGAAGAAUUUUUAUCGACAAUUUAAUUUUACAUUACGUGGAAAAAAUGUUGAGAAAAGAUAUCAAUUUGAAUAUUUAUUUGAGCCAUGUGCCGUAAAUCAAGAUUUUUAAUAAUCUGAAAAAUUCAAGCAAAAACAUGGGAACUUUCGAAAUGAGUUAACGAA